AUGGCGCCUCCUUCGCAGUACGGCGGGAACGCGCGCGGGGCGAUGAUGGCGCGCAUGGCCGGCGCGACGGCGAGCGGGGGAUCGGGAACCGCGCCGUUGACGCCCGUGGACGUGAAUCGCGUCGUCGCGAGCGGUGAGGCGGAGCCGACGGCGAAACGCGCACGCGCGGACGCGGACGUCGUCGUCGAGGACGCGCGCGCGAAGGCGUCGACGCGAGAAGAGGACGAGACGACGCGCGCGUCCACGGCGACGACGACGGCGACGGCGACGACGACGGCGACGACGGCGACGGCCGUCCCCGCGCCCGCCCGCUGGCACUCGUCCCUCCCGCUCCCGCCGAAGUACGAAGUCCUGGACGACGCCUUCGUCGCGCUCGCGCAGAUCGGGCCGCUGCUCCGCAAGCGCGGGCAGGCGUCCACCGCGGACAACGUGUGCGAGAAUGUGGAGGCGACGACGCGACGCCGAUGCACGCUGAAGACGUUGCGCGAGGUCGAAGGCGUCCUCCCGGGGACCGUCGGGUUGUCCACGCGCGCGCCGGUUCACGACGGCGGCGCGCUCGACCCUCGGCGCGUGCGCGUGGACGUCGAGGAGGGCGCGCCGGGGGCGAGAGCGCCGGGCGCGGGCGCGGGCGCGUCGAGGAAGACCGGAAGCGGAUGGUUCGACGACAGGAGGAAGAAGUUCCGAGCGGCGCUGCUCGAACUCGUCGGCGCGCACCACGACGCGUUCGUCGCGGGGCUCGACGACGACGGCGGCGGCGGCGGCGGCGGCGGCGGCGGCGGCGUGGAGGUGGACGACGACGGCGUCGUGACGUCGUGGCACCCGAAGUACGACCCGACGACCGCGCCGGACCCACCCGCGGCGCGCGUCGUCGGCGCGGAGUCCGCGGUCGUCGGCGUCGAUCCCGCCGGCGCCGGCGCGGGCGUCGCCGAGGGCGCGGCGCUGCCCCCCGCCGCGGCCGCGACGCGCGACACCAUGCGCUCGGGGAACGGCACCGCGUUCUCCGCGGGCUGGAAGCGCGACCGCUCGGAGAUGGACGCCAGGGAGCUCGAGGCGGACGACCUCUCGCGCGUCGAGAUUGACGCUGAGGCGAUCGCGGCGCGAAAAGCGACGCUCGGCGAAGGCGCGGAGGCGAUCGACGACGCGGAUCUCGCGACGGUCAUGAAGCGUGAGAUGAUGGCGAGACACGAGAACGACCCGGCGACGCGGGCGGAGCGCGCGAGGCGUCGGCUGUAUGACCUCCUCCCCGGGUUGUUCGACGCGGUGAGGUCGUGGUUCGCGACGCGAGACAAGAAGACGGCGCCGUUCGCGGAUAUCGUGGAGCAGAUUUUGCGGACGACGACGAAGCAGUGCGCGUCGCGGGAGGAGACGGAGAGGGGGCUCAGGGUACUCGCGAAAAACGCGGAGGAGUGGUGCGUUUUGUGGGUCAGCGAGUUCACCGGCGAGGAGUUGUGGAGAGUGAAAAAAGUGGACACCACCAAGGUGCGGUUCGUCAGGGAGAAGCUCGUCGCGCUGAAAGAGGACCGGCUGUGA
This is a messenger RNA of Micromonas pusilla CCMP1545, 1530 nucleotides long. RefSeq lists its product as uncharacterized. Gene Ontology annotation, cellular component: nucleus. Gene Ontology annotation, molecular function: DNA binding; DNA polymerase binding. Bases 1 to 1530 code for a protein of 509 amino acids. The transcript is spliced from 2 exons. Gene Ontology annotation, biological process: regulation of DNA-templated DNA replication initiation; DNA replication checkpoint signaling; mitotic cell cycle. The record is from RefSeq and is a predicted model, not a curated record. Lineage: Eukaryota; Viridiplantae; Chlorophyta; Mamiellophyceae; Mamiellales; Mamiellaceae.